This is a messenger RNA of Nestor notabilis (Kea), 654 nucleotides long. It is a transcript of the gene AFMID, whose product is annotated as arylformamidase. The transcript is spliced from 8 exons. NCBI's taxonomy places the organism in Eukaryota, Metazoa, Chordata, Aves, Psittaciformes, Psittacidae. The record is from RefSeq and is a predicted model, not a curated record. Gene Ontology annotation, molecular function: hydrolase activity. The annotation marks the transcript as partial.
CCUGUCCUGGUCUACAUCCAUGGUGGAUACUGGCAGUGCCUGAGUAAAGACGAGUCAGGGUUUGCAGCCCCCCCACUGGUGUCACAGGGUGUGGGGCUGGUGGCUGUGGGCUACGACAUUGCGCCCAAAGGCCACAUGGACUCCAUCGUGCUGCAGGUGCGCCGCAGCAUCGCCUUCCUGGUGGAGCGCUACCCUGGGAUCAGAGGCAUUUACCUGUGUGGACACUCGGCGGGGGCUCACUUGGCAGCCAUGGUGUUGUCCACAGACUGGACGGAAUAUGGGGUGGUGCCGGAUAUCAAAGGAGCUGUGCUGGUGAGUGGCGUCUACGACCUUGAGCCCAUCCUGCACACCUAUGUGAACGAUGCACUGAACAUGAGCCGGGAGGUGGCCCAGCGGAACAGCCCGAUGCUGCACAUCACCCCGGAGGCGCCUGCAGCCGCAGCCUGCUGCGAGGUCCUGUUGGCCGUGGCCCAGCACGACUCCCCGGAGUUCCGCCGGCAGUCGCAGGAAUACGUCCUGGCCCUGCGUGCAGCUGGCUGGUCCGUGUCCAUGCUGGAUCUUGCCGGUAUGGAUCACUUUGACAUUGUUGAGAAGUUGUCUGAGGACAGCUACAUCCUCACUCAGGUGAUUCUGAACAUGAUUUUGAGAGCCUGA